CGAGGCCGAUGUUAUCACAACAACAGAUCAGAGCGGAGAGAGAGAAGUGCGAAGACUUUCCGUCGGACUAAACCUGCUUCGUUUUGUUCCGUUUCACAGCUUUUUCGUCUUGUCUUUUCCUGGUCGGAGUUUGUCAUCGUCUCUUGCAACAUGGUUAAAGUGUCUUUUAACUCCGCUUUGGGACAGAAAGAGGUGAAGAAGGACGCGGAAACUCUUAUUCCCGACGAAGACAAAGAUGCCGAGGCAGCUCUGCCGGUUCGUCACCAGUCUCGGGCCUGGUGCUGGUGCAUGUGCCUGGGUCUGGCCCUCAUGCUGUCUGGAGUGGUGGUUGGAGGAGCCUACCUAUACCGCUACUACGUCCUGGAGGUGAGCAGCCAGCCCCAACAAGGCUGGGCAGAGGGAGAGGAGGACCAGGUGUUCUUCUGCGGGGUGAACUACCGCGAGGAGGACUUCAUGAUCCACGAAGAGGAUGAGGUGGAGGUGGAGCUGCCAAACCAGUUCUACCUGCGGCAGCUGGAGGAGAAGAUUCGGGUGCUGGAGAGGGAGCAGGUGGAGCUCAUCAACGUCCCGGUGCCCGAGUUCGACAACGGAGACCCGGCAGAUAUCGUCCACGACUUCCAGCGGAGGCUGACCGCCUACCUGGACUUGAGUCUGAACAAGUGCUACGUCAUCCCGCUCAACACGUCCAUCGUCAUGCCUCCCAGAGACUUCCUGGAGCUGCUCAUCAACAUCAAGGCCGGCACCUACCUGCCCCAGUCCUACCUGGUCCACGAGGAGAUGAUCGUGACCGAGCGCCUGGAGCACGUCGAGCAGCUCGGCUACUUCAUCUACAACCUGUGCCGCGGCAAAGACACCUACAAGCUGCAGCGCAGAGACAGGAUCCUGGGUAUGCAGAAGCGUGAAGCGCUGAACUGCCACAAGAUCCGUCACUUCGAGAACACGUUUGUAGUGGAGACGCUGAUCUGUGAGCCUUAAGAGACGGCGUGGCGUGCCGCGGCGUGGCGGCUGCUCUGAGAAUCACUGGCGUGCAGUGAGAUGUGUGUUCUUAACGGUCACCUGUCUGUUUUCUGUCCUCCAGGUAGUCUGAGUGAGUGAGGGAAGUGAAAUGUGAAUAUUCAUUGAUUGUCGUGUGUUGUUUCACUUUUCUGUGUGGGGGUUUUCUAGGAAUCUUUUGGUAAGAUAAUUAGCUAAAAGUCAGCUGAGUAUAAAGCAGUAAAUUAUUUUAAUCAAAACAACUGCAGUUAUAGCAUGAACAUUUAUUUUACUAGACAAGGGACAUGUAGUUUUUAAGAUUUGAAGAGAAAGGGCAACUUUUAUACAACUCGUCCUGGUUUUUAACAACCCAUCAGUCCAGGGAGGCUAAUUUAGUUUUCAGUAUUUUGUCUGCUGUAGCUUUUAACAACACUGCAUCUCAUGUGGAAAAUGAUCUUAAAAUAAGAGCGAGGACACGGGCUUCUCUUAGCAUAGCUUUAAAAUACGUUUGUCUAAGUUUGAACCAGAAAUGAGGAAGUGAAAUGAACAGCGGAGGAAGCUCACAUUGCGACAUGUUAAAAUCUUUUUCUGUCUCUUUUUGAAUGUGUCUUUUUUUAGAUAACUCUUCCUGUUGUACUAAUUUGUAUAUAAUCUCUCUGAAGAUAAGACCAGACCAACACAAUAAACAAAACAGUAAAAACACAA
Molecule: messenger RNA, 1677 nt
Organism: Scatophagus argus
Lineage: Eukaryota; Metazoa; Chordata; Actinopteri; Scatophagidae
Gene: itm2bb
Product: integral membrane protein 2Bb
Exons: 7
Coding region: 151-975 (274 amino acids)
Biological process (GO): negative regulation of amyloid precursor protein biosynthetic process
Cellular component (GO): plasma membrane; Golgi apparatus; extracellular exosome
Molecular function (GO): amyloid-beta binding
Source: RefSeq, a predicted model, not a curated record